This is a messenger RNA of Gordionus sp. m RMFG-2023, 504 nucleotides long. RefSeq lists its product as uncharacterized. The transcript has 5 exons. The annotation marks the transcript as partial. The record is from RefSeq and is a predicted model, not a curated record. Lineage: Eukaryota; Metazoa; Nematomorpha; Gordioida; Chordodea; Parachordodidae.
UUUACUAAUUAUAUUUAUUGGGGUAAAAAAAAUUAUUUAAAAUUCAAUCUCUAAAAAUGAUAAAACUCCUAUUGAUUCUCUCCAUAAUGGUUUUGAUCAUAUUCCAAAUCAAUGGUACAACUACUCCAACAUUCAAACCUAGUAGUACGUGCUGUAAAAUGGAAAAAUAUUCAAUGCAUGGUUUUAGAAAUAUUGAAUUUGUAGGAAAUAAUAGAAAUGGCAAAUUUAAUGUAACGUUAAAAUUCUCAGCUCCCAAAUCGUCGAACUUUAAAAUAGAUAGUUUCAUCAUUAGAGUGCGAAUAUUAGAGGAUGGAAAAAAUUUUAGCCAAGUUAUUCAAGAGGGGUCUGUCCAAUACAAAAAUGGAACGGAAAACUACCAAUUUACAAUGACAAAUUUGAAUCAAAGCUUGGAAUACUUCAUAGAAAUUUUCUUUCAAUUCGAGAAUGUUAUAAUUUAUGAGUCUUCUUCUAAACACACAUUGAAAUAUCGAAAAUCUUCAAGAG